GCCUGCUCAGGUUACCACCUUGUAUUUAGGGAGCUAAAUCCCAACCAAACAACCCUUCAAUAUUACCGCACUUCAAAUUCUCCCAAUUCCCAUUUAGCCUCAAAUUGCGAAAACUCUCAGAAUAACGACAAUGAAAGCGUGGCAAUUCAAAAGUGCAGCCGGAGGGCUCGAGAAGAACCUCUAUCUUUCCGCCGGAGGAGUGCAGAAACCUAAACCUAAAGAUAACGAAGUCCUCGUCGAAGUAUACAGUAUGGCGCUGAACCCUGCCGACUACAAAGUGCCGGAACUGGGUCUUAUCGCAAAGACUAUGGUGCCAUCUCCAUCGAUACCUGGAAUGGACUUUUGCGGUCGAAUCGUUGAGGUUGGUAGCAAAGUAGAGAAUUUGCAUGUUGACGAGAUGGUCUUCGGCGCUAUGCAACCCGGAAACCUUGGACGCGGUUCUUUGGGUCAAUUCAUCGCAGUGUCCAAGGACAUGUGCGCCGUGAUGCCGGUAGGAAUGCUUGCCAAUGAUUUCGCUGCGAUAGGGUGCGCAGGUGCGACUGCCUACCAGAGCAUCCAGCCAAAGGUCAAGGAGGGGGACAAGAUCUUCAUCAAUGGUGGAUCAGGGGGGACAGGUACCUGGGGUAUCCAAAUUGCAAAAGCUCUUGGCUGUCACGUGACGACAUCCUGUUCGACCGCCAACGUGGAGCUCUGUAGAAGCUUAGGUGCUGACGAAGUCCUUGAUUACAAAACUGUCGAUAUCGUGGAAGAGCUUGAAGGCAAGGGCCAGGUUUUCAGUCUCGUCAUCGACAACGUUGGAUCGCCAUCGAACCUCUACAAGGUCUCGCACAAGUUCCUCUUGCCAAAUGGCAGGUUUGUUCAAGUCGGCGUAGGCAUGUCUUUCGGCUCUUUUCCUCAGCUCGUGAGCAAUAUGAUACGCCCUGGGUUUCUUGGAGGCGGAAAGCGAAAAUAUGAGAUGUUGAUGGUGAAGCCGAAGGCGGAAGAGUUUGAACGGAUGGCGACCUGGAUGAAGGAGGGCAAAAUCAAGGCGGUUAUCGACACAGUUUUUGAAUUCGAUGAUGCGCCGAAAGCAUUCGAAAAAUUGAAGACCGGAAGGGCGAAAGGCAAGAUCAUUGUGCAUACCCAAGUCGACCGUUGAAUUUGGCAUCUCUUGGCACCAGUCUCAGGUUUGUGCGACAGACACAAUUUCCAUUUUACAGUCUAUCAAUUGCCUUUUCUUUUUUCACUCUGAUUGGUUUCACAAGUUCAGCCUCGUUCCAUAGUACUUUCAUACCUGAUUGCCGCCAAGAAUGGACAAUACAGCUGCCAAAGCAGGGCAGCGCCUGCCUAACCAGGAUUGAGGCCCCUUCGGUUAAUUUUUCUAUUAUGGAGACGCUCAUGUCGGCCGUUCCAAGUGGAAUAUUCUCUCCUUGAAUUAGUAUUAUCUUCUAUUAAACAACUUGUUUUCAUCUACUUUUCAACCUAGCGUACACCGU
Molecule: messenger RNA, 1475 nt
Organism: Lindgomyces ingoldianus
Lineage: Eukaryota; Fungi; Ascomycota; Dothideomycetes; Pleosporales; Lindgomycetaceae
Product: NAD(P)-binding protein
Exons: 1
Coding region: 131-1138 (335 amino acids)
Molecular function (GO): oxidoreductase activity
Source: RefSeq, a predicted model, not a curated record